Ilyonectria robusta is the source of this 958-nucleotide messenger RNA. RefSeq lists its product as uncharacterized. The coding region runs from base 130 to 852 and encodes 240 amino acids. NCBI's taxonomy places the organism in Eukaryota, Fungi, Ascomycota, Sordariomycetes, Hypocreales, Nectriaceae. The record is from RefSeq and is a predicted model, not a curated record. The transcript is spliced from 2 exons.
CCUCGCUCGUCUUUCGCGCCAUGUAGAUUGCGUGCUAUCAUCAAAAUUAUAUACUGUGCUUGAGCACCACUUGUUCCAUCUGUUCUCAAUAGCCUCAUUAGAGCUGUACUCUAUCACUCCUUCUUCACCAUGGCUUCUCAAACCAAAAUCGUCCUCGUCCUUGGUGCCGGAAAAAAUAUCGGUCAAGGUGUCGCCCAGAAAUUCAGAUCUGCCGGCUAUCGUGUCGCACUCGUGUCUCGAAGCGCAGAGGAUCGAGGGACGACUUCUGAGGGCGACACAACCCUUCGAGCAGACCUGAGCAACCCAUCGUCGGUGCCAUCCAUCUUCACGGCGGUCAAGGAGAUACUCGGCGGCCCUCCAAACGUUGUCGUGUACAACGCGGCGGCUCUGACUCCGCCGACGGAUCCCCAGAAUCCGUUUACUGUUCCGAUUGAGGCACUCGAGCGAGAUCUUUCGGUUCUCAAUACCAGCGCCUACGUCGCGGCCAGGGAGGCCGUGGCCGGAUUCGAAGCCACGGCGGCGGGACUCCCCAAGGCUUUCAUCUACACUGGCAACGGCCUCGCUGGCGCCACAAGCCCUCUGCCACUCCUGGUUGGCCUGGGCACGGGUAAGAGUGCGGCGAGUUACUGGGUCGGCUCGGCCUCUGCGUUUUACAAAGAAAAGGGCUACAAAUUUUGGUUCGCCGAUGAACGUGAUGUUGAGGGGCGGGGAGUGCCGAUAGAUGUGCUCUCCGGUGAAUACGCAGGCGAUUUCUACUGGAAGCUUGCGGAGGAGACGCCGGAAAUUCCGUGGUUUGCGACGUAUGUUGUUGGGAAGGGUUAUGUGCACUUUCCAAAUUCUAGCAGAACAUAGACUUGACGUCCAUUAAGUGAAUUACUCGGCUGACAUAGUUGCCUUAUUUUGGGAGCGGAUGUGCGAGAGAAUAGUUUCGUAAUAGUAAGCGUCAAUUAAAGCGUGG